Molecule: messenger RNA, 636 nt
Organism: Phodopus roborovskii (desert hamster)
Lineage: Eukaryota; Metazoa; Chordata; Mammalia; Rodentia; Cricetidae
Product: interleukin-3
Exons: 5
Coding region: 1-636 (211 amino acids)
Biological process (GO): immune response
Cellular component (GO): extracellular region
Molecular function (GO): interleukin-3 receptor binding; growth factor activity
Source: RefSeq, a predicted model, not a curated record
AUGGAUCUUGUCAGCUCUAGCACAAGCGUCCUCUUCGUGCUGCUCCUGUCUCUGAUGCUGUUCCACCAGGGACUCCAGAAUCCACUGAGGCACUCGGAUACCUGCCAUUCAACCUCAGAUGGAGCCUGCACCUUGAAUUGCAGCUUAAUUGCCAUACAGAUUAUGGAGAAGCUCCCAAAAAUCAACCUCACUUAUGUUGAUGACAGAGCAAUACUGAGGGUCUUAUCCCCCUCAGCUGUCACCUUCUCAGCCCUUAUACUCCCCAGCUCUCACCCCCUCCCCAGCUCUUACAUGGAGGAUCCUUUGCCUUCUCAGAAUGAUACCUUGCAGAGAGUAAACCUGUGUGAAUUCCUGUCAAUGAGAGCAAAAUUGGAAGAGAAGAAACCGGAAUUGAAGGUUAUCAAGACCAAUCUUGAGAAACUUGAGUAUUGCCUGUCCACACCUGUGAGUGCCUCCAAGAUGGCAGGCAUCUACCUAGAAGAGGAUCUGGAAAAGUUUCAGAAGAAACUGAGAUUCUAUGUGAGCCAACUGAACAAUCUGCUGCCGGUACCUAGACCACCUCCUUCACCGUCUGACUCUGUCACUUCGCGCCCUGUGGUCAUGGAAUGUGAAGACAGCACAAUGACUGGAGUCUGA